This is a messenger RNA of Metarhizium album ARSEF 1941, 387 nucleotides long. RefSeq lists its product as uncharacterized. Lineage: Eukaryota; Fungi; Ascomycota; Sordariomycetes; Hypocreales; Clavicipitaceae. The coding region runs from base 1 to 387 and encodes 128 amino acids. The record is from RefSeq and is a predicted model, not a curated record. The transcript has a single exon.
AUGGCGGCACGGAGGAACGAUGGCGGCGGCGCCCCGAUACUAGAUACGGCGCAUCGAGGCGACGAGCGAGCGGUCAAGGUCCUCAAGGUCCUCAAGGUCCCCAAGAUCCGACGGCGCGCACGGCCAAACACCACUGACUUGCAAGUAGCGAGUGCUCAAGUACGCGAGUACCCGGGGACCUUGCCUCGCCGUGCGCGCCAGCCUACCGGGCUGCGUACUCUGUACACGCGCAAAUUCGAAAGUGCCAAGUGUCUGCGUGCCCGUCCUCCCGAGCCCCACGGUCCCCCCUCUCCUCUUCCCCGGCAAUGGCAAUGUUCACGCCUCAUCACCAGCCAACGUGCGCGGCUGCCCAUUCACGUCCUACAUGGCCGUUCCAUCAUCUCAUAG